UCAUCGAACAGCUGUUCGACUGUCAAUUUGCCCCAGAUGUUUAUUAAAUGAAAUUCGACUUUUGAUUGUUCAAAUGGCUGACCAAAUUGGCCAAAGCUGGACGUCUCUUCUUCGCCUUCAGAACACUCCCCUCUCGGACACUCCAACUUCUGCAUUUCACAUCCUGCAGCACGGUCUAUGGAAAUUCCCAGAACAUUGCAUAAUUUAGACUUCUCGGGCCUCCAAAUUGGAACUUCGACUUUGUAUUUAUUGGCGGCUCUCACGGAAAUUAACCAGCCAAUUGUCUUCGAUUUCCCACAUCUCGCCAAUUGAGCCGUUGAUUUUUAACAACUAACCAGGCGCAUUUGUCCACAGUGGCCUGGACCGAGAAAUCUAAUCGCCUCGCCACAGGGAUCAUAAAUUAAUUCGACGAGCACACUCGGAAUCCGAAAAUGAGCAGGUACCACAAAAGCCGAGGAGCUGCUGGAUCCACGAAUCCGGCAGGGCCAGUCUACGGCCAGAUUUCGACGUUGGACGACGCCGCUCCGAAUCCCGCGGAUUUCGCCAGAUGCCCUUCGCUUGAAGCCAAGAAAAGUGAGCUGAGCUUGUUCCUCAACUGGGGAAGCCCAAAAAAAACUAUGGACAUGACCUCGCUGAGAAACCGGAGCUGGAUCGUCGACGUGCUGGCCAUCUUCUUUGGCAUAGGAACCUGGCUAGGCGUGAAUGGCACCUUCAUCCAACUUCCCCUACUGGUGGACGAGGCUCCAGAGGGUUGGAGUCUACCAUCCUAUCUCAGCGUUAUGGUGCAGAUUGGCAACCUCGGCCCGUUGCUCUACACGGCCAUCCAGAAGUAUUCCCCCAAAAAGCUGAAUGACGGGUGGACCAUCCACGGAGUGCUCCUGGUGGGAGCCUUCUCCUGCUUGCUGACGGCGUUCUUCUACAACCAAACUGCUCCAGUGGCUGGCACGGAUCACAGCUUGGCCCUAUUUGUGCUAACCUGUUUCACGGCGUUGAAUGCCUGCACAAGCUCGGUGCUCUUUAUGCCCUACAUGGGUCGCUUCAAGGAGCAGUACAUGGUAACCUACUUCAUUGGCGAGGGCCUGAGUGGACUUCUGCCCAGCGUGUUCGCUUUAAUCCAAGGAAUUGGCGAGAGUGGCGACUGUGUCUUGGUCAAUGUAACUGAAACUGGACAGGAGAUCUACGAACUACAAAAGACACCGCCACGAUUCGACACCCGAGUCUUCUUCCUCAUCCUUUUCGCGCUGAUGGUGCUCGCCUAUGUGGGCUAUGCACUCCUGAACUCGCUUCCCGUAGCCAGGAGGGAGUACGCCCAGGUGACCGUCAGCGAGGGCAACAAGUACGUGUACGGAGAGGCGGAUAACCAGCCCAAGGCGGAAAAACUUAGCAAAGGACAGUACACGUACCUGCUCCUGCUGAUCGGAGCCAUUUCGCUGUUCAGCAACGGAAUGUUUGGCAGCAUACAGUCCUACUCCAGUGCCCCGUACGGAUCCCAAGCUUAUCAUCUGGCGGCCACCCUCAGUGUGAUUGCCAAUCCGGUGGCCUGCUUUAUGGCCAUGUUCCUGCAUUUCACAUCCCUGCGGAUCAUCACAGUGCUCUCUAUCCUGGCGGGUCUGCUGACCAGCUAUGUUUUCACAACGGCCGCAAUGAGUCCUCUGCCACCACUUCACGACCAGACCAUUGGUGCCAUACUCGUCGUUACAGCCUGGACUUUGCUGGUGGGAAUUGUGAGCUACACGAAACUGGGAAUCACCACAGUGAUGCGGGCGCAGGGCGGACAGUCGCUGGUCUGGGUGGGCGCCAUCACGCAACUGGGAUCUGCCAUUGGAGCGGUGGCCAUCUUCUUCGCCAUCAACUAUUCGGAUCUGUUUCAGGCCGCGGAGUCGAGCUGCUGACUUCGCAGUGAAUUCGGCCGAGCCAGAAUAUCCAGGGAUGCAUCGUGAUUUUAUAGAUGAUUUUACUGUAGUUUGAGCCCAGUUACUCGCUUGGAUGUUAAACUAAACAUAUGUUUUAAACUCUAAUGUUCCAUACGGUAUCUAGGCUUAAAACCUAAUUUUAAUUUAACAUGCAGGCAACAAAACGGCCUUUAGUGUGAUAUUUUCAUAUUUGUAAUUCCACCUCAAUCGUCACAAUGAAGACAAUACCUUAUUACCUGAA
Molecule: messenger RNA, 2154 nt
Organism: Drosophila subpulchrella
Lineage: Eukaryota; Metazoa; Arthropoda; Insecta; Diptera; Drosophilidae
Product: solute carrier family 52, riboflavin transporter, member 3-A
Exons: 2
Coding region: 432-1892 (486 amino acids)
Biological process (GO): riboflavin transport
Cellular component (GO): plasma membrane
Molecular function (GO): riboflavin transmembrane transporter activity
Source: RefSeq, a predicted model, not a curated record